GAUUUGGAAAUGAGUGAAGGGAAGCGAGGCUGCUUGACCCGUAAUUAGCAACGUUUUGGGCCGUUCACUCAGGCCUCGGCUCCCACACCUGUACAAAGCUAUAUUUAAUGCAAAUGUUUCUUAACUAGUUUUGUGUGUGUAGUGUAGAUACAUUAUUGGUAUUAUUUUCUGAAGCAAGGAAGAUGUCGCUAUCAAAACGAGAAUAUGAAGACUACAAGUCAGCUGUGGAUAAGAUGGUGUACAAGUAUGUGGCACGUGACAGGUCAAGUGUCGUGUCCGCUAUAACACACGCUGUUGAUUCUGGGUGUGACAAGAGGAAAGUUGAAGACAAAUUAAUGGGCUAUGUAGAUAAAAACCUGGCAUAUAAAUUGGCAGAAAAGGCAUUUGUAUUACUGGAAGAUCUAGGAGCAAAAGUUAAAAGUACAUCAUCUAGAAAACGUACCCACAAAGAUGAUAAUGAACGCGAUAAAGAGACUAAAAGGGCAAGGGUCAAAGAUGAAAAGGAAUCUUCCUCGGAUACUAAGCCAUCUCAUGUGCCAUCAUCUGGACCAAAUAAUGCAGUUAGUCCAGGGCAAAUUCAAGCUCAGCAGAUAAAGGACAUCAUGGCUAAAGCUCAGGCUGUAAUUGAAGAGAGAAAGAAGGCCAUGGCCAACCUUCAGUCUCCGGAACCAAAACCGACCACUAAUGGUGCAGCUGUGCCUUUAAUACCCCAAUCCCCAUCAGUAGUGCUAGGAUCUGUUGGUGGUGGUGGUGAUGUAACCUCGCGUAUUGCUGAGCUUCAGGCCCGCAUUCAGGCACAGCUGGGAAAUGCCUCUGCUCUAGGACUAGCAACUUUACACAUGGGGGCAGCCCUGAGCACUACUGUUGCAACAACAACAGUUAAACCUUUAGGAGAGCAAAGCAAACCAACUCCACUCAUCUUGGAUGCAGAAGGACGAACUGUUGACCAGAGUGGGAAGGAGGUACAUCUAACUCAACGAAUUCCCACACUAAAGGCUAACAUUCGAGCAAAAAAACGAGAGGAGUUUAAGCAGCAGUUGCAAGAGAAGCCUAUUGAGGACACUGCAGAGAGUAAUUUCUUUGAUCCACGAGUCAGCGUGCGUCCAUCUCUGAGAAUCAAGAGACCUUUUAAAUUCCACGACCAGGGCAAGUUCAUUCAACUCGCUCAAAGAGAAAGGGCUAAGUCUCGGUUAGAAAAGCUGCAGAAUGAGAUCUCUCAAGUUGCAAAGAAAACGGGCAUUUCGUCGGCAGCCAAACUAGCGCAGUUGGAGCAGCGCGAAAUGAAAAGUAUAAGUGAUGAAUCUCCUGACAUUGAGUGGUGGGAUGCAAUUAUCCUUCAGGGCAAUAGAUUUCCAGAUGAAGGUGAAGCAGUUAAAGUGAAGGAUGACUAUAUAACGAGGUUGAUAGAACAUCCUUUAGAGAUGAGAUGUCCAUCAGAUCCUUUAAAACCCGUGACACUUGAAGUCCUUCUCACAAAGCAAGAGCGGAAAAAGCUGCGCCGCAUGAACAGACGAGAAACUUGGAAGGAGAAACAGGAAAAGAUUCGUUUAGGACUGGAACCACCCCCAGAGCCCAAGGUUAGAAUGGCUAAUUUAAUGAGGGUUUUAGGAACCGAAGCUGUUCUAGACCCCACAAAGAUGGAGAAACAUGUGCGUGAACAGAUGGCCAAGAGACUUAAAGCCCACCAAGAUGCCAAUGCUGCACGAAAACUUACACCCGAGCAAUUAAGAGAUAAGAAAGUUCGGAAAAUUAAGGAAGACACCUCAACUGGGAUUCAUGUUACUGUUUACAAGGUAACGGAUUUUUCCAAUGGGUCACACAAGUUCAAGGUUGAAACUAAUGCAAAGCAACUCUUCCUGACUGGCACUGUCGUGCUUUUCAAGGACAUUAAUGUUGUUGUCGUUGAGGGCGGCCCUAAACAGCAAAAGAAAUAUAAAAGAUUAAUGAUGGAGCGUAUCAAAUGGGCAGAAGAAUCACGGUGCAAAGAUGCAGAUAUUGAACCGAAAUGCCAAUUGGUUUGGGAGGGAACUACCUCGGAGAGGAGCUUCGGUGAGAUGCUGUUCAAGGCCUGUCCUACAGAAUCCUUUGCAAGAGAUCAUUUUAAAAAACAUGGUGUGGAGCACUACUGGGAUUUAGCAUAUGGGAAAAAAAUUCUUGAAGAAGCUGAUAGUGGUAUUUGAAUUAUUACUAGCAAUACCUUCAAGAAAUUCAUUGCAGAUAAUGAAUUUUUAUUUACCAAAACAGUACUUUUUAAACUGGAUCAAAGGUCCACGUUAACUGUGGCAUGAGGAAACUGACAUGGCAGCAAUUGACAGUACAGUAAUUUACUAUUAAGAGUACCCUCCCGUGAAGAAAUCCAUCUCUUUCAAAUAUUUUCAGUUAAAUAUACUGUGUGUGUUUAUAUAUAUAUAUAUAUAUAUAAAUAAUAUAAAAUGCA
This is a messenger RNA of Procambarus clarkii (red swamp crayfish), 2437 nucleotides long. RefSeq names its product pre-mRNA processing factor 3 (gene Prp3). Gene Ontology annotation, cellular component: U4/U6 x U5 tri-snRNP complex. The record is from RefSeq and is a predicted model, not a curated record. Gene Ontology annotation, biological process: mRNA splicing, via spliceosome. Lineage: Eukaryota; Metazoa; Arthropoda; Malacostraca; Decapoda; Cambaridae.